Messenger RNA from Brienomyrus brachyistius, 3470 nucleotides. Its product is annotated as beta-1,3-galactosyl-O-glycosyl-glycoprotein beta-1,6-N-acetylglucosaminyltransferase 4-like. The record is from RefSeq and is a predicted model, not a curated record. NCBI's taxonomy places the organism in Eukaryota, Metazoa, Chordata, Actinopteri, Osteoglossiformes, Mormyridae. Bases 1480 to 2787 code for a protein of 435 amino acids. Gene Ontology annotation, molecular function: acetylglucosaminyltransferase activity. Gene Ontology annotation, cellular component: membrane. The transcript has 2 exons.
AAACACAGUGUACUGCAUCACCAAAGCAGACAAAAACCAAUAAGGUGUAUUUAUAAUGUAGUGUAUAUAGGCCAUUAUCAUAUAAUGACGUCGGCAAUUCUUCAAUGGAUCGUCAAGGUAAAUAGGCCUAUAUCAUUUAGAGAUAAUUCUAUUUCAACAGCAAACCUCAUGUCUUUAAAAGUGAGUAUAUUUGUAAUAAGAAUAUAAUACAAAGGAAUUACAUGUCACCUAUUACUAUGCACAGCAUUGCCUCUAUUAAAAUGCACAUACCUAACAUAAAAUUAUACGUUUUAACUAGAGAAAUGGAAUAAUCACGUUGUGUUAUUUUUUUGGUGCCACUUUACAAUAAGGCUACCCAUAUAUAGAGUUUACCAAUGGUUUAUGAUCUGGUUAUUAAUUAGGUUGUAACACUUUGUAACACAGUAGGUUAUUUUUUUUAAUUAAUGAGUUACUACCAUUUACAAGUGGCAAAAGGGAGCCUUAUUGUAAAGUGGUACCUUUUUUUAAUCAAAUAUAUUAUUAGAAAACUUCCCAGUAACACUUAUUAUUAGAAACAGGUAGCUGUAAUAUGGUUUCUCCGUUUUGUUGGUAUUUUACAAUGAAUUAGCUUAUAGUUUACAUAGCCAGCAUUUCGUAACGUUCUUCUCCGUUUCUCACUAUCAUGCCCGGAAAACCGGAAGACGUCCAUUGACUGAACAACUUCUUAGUAAAUGAAAACAUCAUAAAAACGUAUUUAACGACGUAUUUACUUUACCCGUAACACUGGAGUGGAUAAGAAGAAAGAAUGCAGCUGAAAGAAGAAUGAACGAGUGUAUUUAUUUUGGACGAAUUUAUAGUUGCGUGCCCGUUAUACGCGUACGGGCUUAUUUUUCGAUUUGAGCACCAACUGAUGUGAUCGAACUCCAACGCCACACCUACUCGGCUUGUUUUUUCCCCAUUCCACCGGUUUCAUCACUCGCUUUUACUUGAUGUAAGCAACGUACGAGAGGACUUCUUGUUAGAUGUAAGUUGGCUAGCUACGCGUAUAUAAGCUGGUCUAUUUAAAAUGAUAAAGUAAAAAUAUAUAUUGCAAUUAACACUGUAAUAUUUAGAGUAUAAAGUUCUCUAUUUUAAGCUGCUUCUGAUUAUACCUUUAUCUCGAGGAUAUAAAACAAUCGACUUUGAUUAAGUGCCAUUUUUGUUUUAUAUUAUAUAUUAUAAUGUAUAUGAACUUUUUUUGCACCCACUGGGAAUAGCGGCUUAUUCGUCAAGAUUGACGCACUAAUACUUAGAAUGAUAUUUUACAAAGAACGAAACGCCGCUAUGUUUUCCUGUAAAUCCUGCAUUUCUUCGUGGCAUGAGGAAGUCGGCAUUUCUUCACCAUGAGGUAUUAGUUGUUAUUCAUUAAGAAUAUUUCUCUGGCUGCCACGGCUAGGAGCUAGGACAACAUUUUUUAAAUGGAAUAUAAGAAAACAACGAAUCUCUUUCUACUGCUCGAGAAUGAAGAUAAGAUGUUCUUCUGUAUUAAAACUUCUUAAAAAGAUAUUUAUUUUUUUCAUAUCUCUGUUGCUUAUAUAUUUAUUUAAAUCUCAGUACAUAAAAGGAACUUUGAGAGACAGCCUUUUCAUUGAGCCCUAUGGGACCUUCUCCAAAAUUUUGCCCAAGUAUGAUAUUGACUGUGAGGCAGUUUACGAGUUGGAACCAGUAGAAAUUGGAAAAACCUUGGAAAUAAGAAGGAAAAAUAUCAUUGAUUUGGAGGAUGAUGAUAUUGCAGUUUUGACCUCAGAUUGUGAGAAAUUCUCCAAAGCCAGAGGAUAUGCAUUUCACCCCACUUCUGAAGAGGAGCGUCAGUUCCCUUUGGCCUACUCGUUAGUUGUACACAAGCAUGCCUCAAUGGUGGAGAGGAUCUUGCGGGCAAUCUACAUGCCUCAGAAUGUUUACUGCAUUCAUUAUGACAAGAAAUCCUCCAAAAAAUUUACUGAAACUAUGAAGAAUAUCGCCAGAUGUUUCCCUAACGUCUUCAUUGCAUCAAAGCAGGAAUCUGUGCAGUACGCGGAUAUCACAAGGCUCAGGGCUGAUAUUAACUGUCUGUCAGACCUUCUCAGGUCUCCGGUCAAGUGGAGAUAUGUUAUAAACUUGUGCGGCCAGGACUUCCCUCUGAGGUCCAACUUUGAGUUGGUGACAGAGCUGAAAGGCCUCCAAGGAGCCAACAUGCUGGAGUCUAGCAAGCCCAGCGACUUGAAAAAGCUACGUUUCCAGUUCCAGCAUGUGCUUAAAGACGUACCCUAUGAGUACCAGAAGCUGCCCGUGCGGACCACGCAAGCCAAGGAGAUGCCGCCAUACAAUAUUGAGGUUUUCAGUGGGAGUGCCUACUUCGUCCUGUCACGCGAGUUUGUGAAUUACACUCAUGGGAACCGAAAGGUGGAGGACUUCCUGACCUGGUCGGCAGAUACCUACUCCCCUGAUGAGCAUUACUGGGCCACUUUGGUGCGAGUGCCUGGUGUGCCGGGUGAGAUCCCCAGAUCCAGGCCUGACAUCACAGACCUAAUGAGCAAGACGCGACUGGUGAAAUGGAACUACCUGGAAGGCUCCCUGUACCCACCAUGCACUGGUGUUCACAUACGCAGUGUCUGCAUAUAUGGAGCAGCAGAGCUGCGCUGGCUACUGAAUUAUGGGCACUGGUUUGCAAACAAGGUGGACCCCAAGGUGGAUCCUAUUUUAAUUCAAUGUCUAGAGGAACGACUUAUAGCGCAGCAAAAAAAACUAACAAGACAGACUUUGACUAGAACAAACAUACUGUAUGAAUAGUGUUUUGCCCAUAUCCUGCUGGCCUAUUUCAUGUCCAUUGAACUCCAGCUUAGAUUAUAGCUUUGAGCCACCAAUAUACCAAAAAUGUUCAGUUUUCUAAUACAAAUAAUGCUUUGGCUAAAAUGGGUGGUUUGUAGUUUCUGACUGAGAUGCUUUUACAAAAGAACCCAAGCAAAGUGGGUGAGGUACCACAGAAGCCAUCACAAUGCACAAUAACGUGUGCGAGGUUUGUCUUCUGAAAGAUUUCCAGUGUGACUGAUAUAAAUUUCUGUCGUUGGUGUAAACUUGAUUUUAAUUUAAUCCAUUAAUUAUUAACAUCUUCUAUUUGAGACUGAUAUUUUGCCAUUCAAAUUAUCUGACUGAAUCAAAGAAUUAGUGGCAUUUGAGAAUUUAACGUUACUUUCACAUGGGAAAAUUGACCUACUGUAGCUAGAAAUGUUCAGCGGUUUUUAAGAACAUUUUACAAAAAUGUCAGUGAGACACCAGGUUGCCUUUGCAGUGAUAGAAAAUAUACAGUGGAAGAUUUAGUUUCCAAUACUGCAUUUUCAAAAAAGUUCAAAACUGUUUAUUUUCUAACAUAUUUUUAUUGACAGUUAAAUUGAAUAAACAUUGAAAUGGAGAACUUUCUUUUUCUCAAACAGUCAACGACUGAAUCAUGUUUACAAUAAAACUGAGAAAAAUAA